AUGAAUCUGAAUCAUAGAUUUCCACAUUUUUUAUCAAAUUCUUCUCAUAUAUUAAAUUGUGAUAUAUUUACAUUAACUAAAGAUAGUUAUUUACAAGUUCAUCGAGGUUCAUUUGGUCGUACUCAAAUAUGUCAACAAUAUAAUCUUGAACCAAGAGAUUUACAAAAACUUGAUACAAAUAUUCUUAUAAAUGUUCCACUAAUCGAUAUACGUCAAAAUCGAUUUAUUUGUUUUUCAUUUCAAAGACUUCAAAGUUUAGUACAAUUCAAUCGAAGUAUAUUUUUCGUUCCAUCUGCUUAUAAAGCUAUAGGAGAAUCUUUUGGAAUAAGAGAUGCUGCUCAUUGGGAACGUAUUUCUGAAGCUUAUCGUCAAAAUGUCAAAUAUAUAUAUCAACUUUAUCAUGAACGAUUUAUUAUUCAAGCAUCAAAUAAUAUUGAUACAAUACCAUAUGAAUUUCGAAUAACUGAAAUAAAUUUAGAAACAGUUGCUCAUCAAUUAAAAUUAGAAACACAUGAACUUUUAAAUGGAUUUCAAAAUGUUCGAGAACGUGCAUAUGCUCGUAUUAUACUUGGACGUUUACGUGAACUUGCACAUAAACCUAUUAUUGCUGUUCUUGCACACGAUGAAGAUAUGAUUGGAAUGUAUCUAACUGAUAAUCGUAAACGAGAUAUAUUUGAUCAUACACAAGCUGAACUUUUACUUGAAGCAUCUACUAAACAAACUGCUGAAGUACGCCGAUCGAUUUCUGAUUCAGUUCAUACACUUGAAAGUGCUACAGGUUUUAUGCUUGAUGCUGUUCGAAAUGAACUUCUUGCAUUUGAAAUUUGA
This is a messenger RNA of Rotaria sordida, 828 nucleotides long. The record is from the annotation of a GenBank genome assembly. NCBI's taxonomy places the organism in Eukaryota, Metazoa, Rotifera, Eurotatoria, Philodinida, Philodinidae.